Messenger RNA from Alnus glutinosa, 768 nucleotides. RefSeq lists its product as uncharacterized. The coding region runs from base 1 to 768 and encodes 255 amino acids. The record is from RefSeq and is a predicted model, not a curated record. NCBI's taxonomy places the organism in Eukaryota, Viridiplantae, Streptophyta, Magnoliopsida, Fagales, Betulaceae. The transcript has a single exon.
AUGGCCUCCUACGAAAUCGACAGCGUCAAGGUGGAGAAAGACAAUGCUAUGAGAAGGUAUAACCAGCAGCGAAAGGUCAGGUGGGUCGUCCAACUCUGUGUUGCUUUCGUAGUGCUUUUACGGUCCACUUCUUGGCUUCCGGUCGCCAUAGAAAUCUCCGGCAAGUUUUCCCGGAGAUUCCUCUCCGUGUUCGACAGCACUUUCUACGUCUUCAUGCUCGUCUUUGCGAUCGUUCUCGUCCUCUACGCCUCGUCCGGCCAAAACGAGGCCAAGCCCGAUCUCUACGACGAGUUCCUUCAAAAAACCGAGUCUGGCAGGAGGUUCGGUGCCGGAGAGAAGCAACCGGCGCCGUUCCAUGACAAACACAUCGUGUACUCAGAGAAUGCGGCCUCUCCUCCCGUUCACUAUAACAAUCUCACAGUUUCCACUAUCACCAAGCGUACGGUCUCUCAAGUCCAGUCAAAUACGGUUCGUGCAGUUUCCGAGAAGUCUUUGCCGGAAAAACGUUACCGGAGGACUAAAUCGGAGAGGUACGAGCUACGAAUUGGGGAGGGAUCUCGAAGAGAGUUGCGGCGAUUGGAGACGGAGAUACGCCGGGAAAUGGUGAGGCCCGCGAGGAGGUCGGUCUCGGAGAAAGUAGACAAACUGAACAACGAGGAUUUCAAUCGCACAAUUGAGGCGUUCAUUGCUGAGACGAAGAAAAUUCAGAAGGAAGAGUCUACAAAACAUGACUCCGAGUCAAGUUUGGCCCUCACUCUUGGACUUUGA